UGUUUCGCAUCGCAAAUAAUUUUUGCUUCGCAUACUGCACGAGCUGACCGUGAAAGCUCAUCGUCAAAGUUUCAAGCUUCAAGUCUGUUUUGCUCAAACGCUGAAAACUUGCUAUACAUUUUAAACAAGUUUAUUUAGUUGACUGUUAUACUGGUGUGAUAACUUUUUUGUUAAAGUGAGUUUUGAGGAACUUUUGUGCAUGCUUUAUUCAGUUCUAGUGGUUUUAGACUUGUGAAUUCAUUGGAUGGACAACUUGGGGCGCUAAUCCCAUUAGGACUACAUUGACUCAAAAUGGAAAAUCAACUGAAAACGCCGCAGUUCUAUGAAAACGGUGGAUUCAUGAUGCAAGAAAAUGGGUCGCUUAAUGGAAAUGGGACGUUUAAACAUCGGGUCAGUGUUGAAAAUUCCAUUGAUAAAAGACGAAGGAAAAGCAUAGUGCAAAUAACCAAGGAGGUACUGCCAAGGUUGGAAAAUUACCGGAAUUCCAAACGAGCGGUUAAGCGACCAUCGUUGGGGGAAUUACACGGUCCUGACGAUUACAAUAAGGACAAAUUUAGUGAUAAUGCUGAAGCCAAAGAUCAACUCAAUCCUACUCAUGAAGGGGUUAAAUUUGGAUGGAUCCAAGGGGUUCUCAUCCCGUGCAUGCUCAAUAUUUUCGGGGUCAUGCUCUUUCUCAGACUCUCCUGGGUGGUUGCAGAAGCAGGAACAGCUCUUUCGCUUGUUAUCAUCUUAGUAUCAGCUGUAGUAUGCGUCAUUACAACUCUGUCGCUCUCAGCGAUAUGUACAAAUGGUGAAGUAAAAGGAGGUGGAAUUUACUACAUAAUAUCCCGAUCGCUUGGUCCAGAAUUCGGGGCGUCGGUUGGAAUAGUGUUUGCGUUUGCAAAUGCCGUUUCAGCUUCAAUGAACACUAUUGGAUUCUGUAACUCUCUGAGCGAUCUACUUAAUUUAUACGGAUACAAAAUUUUUGAUGGAGGAAUUAACGAUGCCAGAGUCAUUGGAACUGUGGCUACAAUUGUUAUGAUAGCGAUAUGCGCAAUUGGAAUGGAAUGGGAAAGUAAAGCUCAAAACUUCCUAAUAGCGAUUAUCGUUGGAGCCAUGGUAGACUUUAUAAUCGGAACGAUUAUGGGGCCAGUUAAUGAUCUGCAAAGAGCUCAGGGAUUUACUGGAUUCAAUUCGACUGUAUGGGAAACGAACUGGUAUCCAGAAUAUCGGGUAUCUGAAGGACAGGAAUACAGCUUUUUUGCCGUUUUUGCUAUAUUUUUUCCAUCGGUGACUGGAAUUCAAGCUGGGGCAAAUAUUUCUGGAGAUUUAAAGGAUCCGGCUUCUUCAAUACCAAAAGGCACUUUAUUGUCACUUCUUAUCACAAUGCUUUCAUAUGCUUUGUUCAUGUUCUUUGCUGGAGGAGCGGCAAUGCGUGAUGCCACUGGUAAUGUGACCGAUUUGGUAAGCGGAAAUCUUACCAGUUGCACUAGUGAUUUGUCUUGCAAGUAUGGACUAUUUAACAGUUAUCAGAUGAUGACCUUAAUGUCUGCUUGGUGGCCUUUGAUUUACGCAGGGUGUUGGGCGGCGUGUUUGAGUACAGCUCUCACAAAUCUCUUAUCAGUUCCAAGAUUAAUUCAAGCGUUGGGAAUAGACCAGAUCUAUCCAGGCUUGAUAUAUUUUUCAAAAGGGUAUGGAAAAGCUGGUGAACCAUAUCGAGGCUAUAUUUUGACGUUUUUGGUAUCAGAAGCGUUUUUGUUAAUUGGAGAAUUAAACGCUAUCGCUCCGUUGAUUUCCAACUUUUACUUGGCUUCGUAUGCGUUGAUCAAUUUUUGCACUUUUCAUGCUGGCUUGAUUAAGCCUUUGGGAUGGAGGCCAACAUUUAAGUAUUAUAACACUUGGUUGAGUUUAUUUGGAUUCAUCGCCUGCGUUGUGAUAAUGUUCCUGAUCAAUUGGAAAACCUCCUUGAUCACUUUUAUCGUUAUUCUCGGACUGUAUUUGGUUGUGGUCUACAGGAAACCCGAUGUUAACUGGGGUUCAUCGACACAGGCUCAAACAUAUAAAACAGCCCUUGCCACGGCCCAAAAAUUAAUAAAUGUGGGCGAGCACGUGAAAAACUAUAAACCACAAGUUCUGGUACUUUGUGGUUUACCUAAACAUCGACCCUCGCUUUUGGAUUUUGCAAACUUAAUCACUAAGAAUCAUUCUUUGUUGAUCAUUGGAGAUAUUGUAGAGGGCAAGUUGGACCACAAAUCCAAAUCCCAGCGAUCAUCAGACGUCUACACUUUCUUAAAAAGCAACAAGAUCAAAGGUUUUUACACUGCCAUUGAUGAUACGAGUUUUGAAACCGGAGCUACAGCAUUAUUGCAAACGGCUGGAAUUGGAAAACUCACUCCCAACGUCCUUUUGAUGGGCUACAAAUCAAACUGGGCUAAAUGCCCACAUGAAGAGCUUCUCGCUUAUUUCAACGUACUCCACGCGGCUUUUGAUCAUCAUUUAUCCCUGGCCAUUCUAAGAGUAAAGGGCAGUUUUGACUAUAGCAUUCUCACAGAAAGUUCCGAAGGAAGCUCUUCUGAUAGUUCAGCAUAUAGUACAAAAGUUACAGUUAGUGGUUUAAGAACGUCUCUAUCUAGUGCGCUAAUGAUGCAUUCGGACUCAAAUUUGAGUUUAACUGGCGUAGGUGUUGCAGCUACCAAUGAGAGUGCGGAACCAGCUUCCAAGAAAUCUGAUUCUUUGCAGAUCCAGACACCCAAAGAAAGUACUGAUUGUACAUUGGACAAGAAAGUAAGAAAGAAUAAAUCAGAUCUUGCUAAACAAAACAUUCUGGAAACCUUAUCCAACGAAGAACUAUUUCGGGUCGAGAAUAUGAAUAUCUUCAAACGCAAGCAAGGAAAAGGAUUUAUUGAUGUUUGGUGGCUGUAUGAUGAUGGAGGAUUGACCAUGCUUCUCCCAUAUAUCGUAUCUACCAGACAGGAUUGGUCAAACUGUAAAUUACGGGUGUUUGGUUUGACGAGCAAUAAAAACGAUAUUGCAUUGGAAGAACGAAAUAUGGCCCAUCUACUGUCUAAAUUUCGACUCAACUACACCGUUCUCAAAAUGGUUUCAAUCAGUGAAACGCCUCGAAAUGAAACUAUUGAAUUUUUCAACAGUAUUACUGAUGCCUUCAAGAGUGAAACUAACGAAGCAGAUGAUUGUCAAAUUACGGAUGCAGAACUGAAAGCAUAUCAAGACAAAACUUAUCGACAACUUCGGCUUAGGGAACUGCUGAUGGAAAACUCAGCUGAUGCUAACUUAAUUGUUAUGUCCCUUCCAAUGCCAAGAAAAGGAAAUAUUUCCGCUCCUUUAUACAUGUCUUGGCUAGAAGUACUCACCAAAGACAUGCCCCCUUUUCUUCUAGCCAGAGGAAAUCAACAGUCUGUCCUUACUUUUUAUUCGUAGUUUAUAUUUAAAUUCUCCCAAAACGUAUAGCGUAAGUCUCACUUUUUUGUAGGAGUAAUAAAACUCGCAAUUUUGUAAAUAUUACAUUUUUUGAAUAAGCAACCUCUACGAGAUGACGGUUAUAAUUUUGCAGAUGCAAAUGUUUAGUGUAAACAUUUUUAUAUUGUAUUUUUUUAUAUAUAAGCAUCUACUAGGAUAUAGAGAACAGACGUGCCCAUAACUUUGGAACAAAUAACUUAUUUAAGUAAAGUAAGUAGGUACGCUCUUAAUUAAACGCUCGACUGUAAUACUCAUAUUAAAGGCUAAACUUUUCGUUUAUAAAGGUUUUUCAGAUUUAAAACCGAUUAGUUUUUUUUUUAAAUUAAUACUCCGGCUAGUAUUUGGAACUACUUUUCAGUACUUAGAUUUAUAUUCUACAAAAUUACUUAGACAUUAUCGAUUGACAGCUUAUAAAAUACGCACUCUACCUGCAGGUCAGUAGUAAUUUAACUUAAUUAUAUGUGAAGUAUUAUUAUUUUCUACACUAUACAUAACGAGUAAAAGUAUUAGACAAUGUUACCUAAUAGGAUCAGUAUCUAUGCCAAUUGUAUUAAUGUUAAGUAUUUAUUUAUACACAGCAUUGUAUUAUAUCUUAAGACGAUAUUCUCAUAAUAUAAACUAUUUUCCUGGG
Dendroctonus ponderosae (mountain pine beetle) is the source of this 4087-nucleotide messenger RNA. RefSeq names its product bumetanide-sensitive sodium-(potassium)-chloride cotransporter. Gene Ontology annotation, molecular function: sodium:potassium:chloride symporter activity. Gene Ontology annotation, cellular component: membrane. The transcript is spliced from 19 exons. Gene Ontology annotation, biological process: sodium ion transmembrane transport; potassium ion homeostasis; cell volume homeostasis. The coding region runs from base 292 to 3417 and encodes 1041 amino acids. NCBI's taxonomy places the organism in Eukaryota, Metazoa, Arthropoda, Insecta, Coleoptera, Curculionidae. The record is from RefSeq and is a predicted model, not a curated record.